UGCUCACCUCUGGCAACUCUUCUUCAUUCCUUUUCUUUUCGUUGCGUUUCCGGAGAGGUCGUAAUUAGGCAAUUUUGUGUUUUAACUCUAGACACGUGCCUGAUUUUUUUAAAUUUUGCCAUUUUUUUAGAGUUGCUGAUCGACGACCGGACUUAUCAGAAUGGCACCUAGAAAGGCUAAAGUUCAGAAGGAGGAGGUGCAAGUCCAGUUGGGACCCCAAGUUCGAGAUGGCGAGAUCGUUUUCGGAGUCGCCCACAUAUACGCCAGCUUCAACGAUACCUUCGUUCAUGUUACAGAUCUCUCCGGCCGUGAAACAAUUGCUCGUGUCACCGGGGGCAUGAAGGUGAAGGCCGAUCGUGAUGAGGCUUCGCCCUACGCCGCUAUGUUGGCCGCCCAGGACGUGGCUGAGAAAUGCAAGUUGCUGGGAAUCACCGCUCUGAACAUCAAGCUCCGUGCCACUGGUGGCAACAAGACCAAAACCCCCGGACCCGGUGCCCAGUCUGCUCUGCGUGCUCUGGCACGUUCGUCCAUGAAGAUUGGCCGUAUUGAAGAUGUUACCCCCAUCCCAUCGGAUUCUACCCGAAGGAAGGGAGGUCGCCGUGGUCGUCGUCUGUAAAAAUAUGGGCUAAUAUUUUCUGACGCUGCGUUUUUUUUUAUACUAUGAAAUAUUAAUGUAGAAAUAAAAAAAUGUAAAUGCA
Drosophila eugracilis is the source of this 698-nucleotide messenger RNA. RefSeq names its product 40S ribosomal protein S14a-like. The record is from RefSeq and is a predicted model, not a curated record. Gene Ontology annotation, molecular function: mRNA 5'-UTR binding; small ribosomal subunit rRNA binding; structural constituent of ribosome. Gene Ontology annotation, cellular component: cytosolic small ribosomal subunit; ribosome. Lineage: Eukaryota; Metazoa; Arthropoda; Insecta; Diptera; Drosophilidae. The transcript is spliced from 3 exons. Gene Ontology annotation, biological process: maturation of SSU-rRNA from tricistronic rRNA transcript (SSU-rRNA, 5.8S rRNA, LSU-rRNA); ribosomal small subunit assembly; translation. Bases 161 to 616 code for a protein of 151 amino acids.